AGCUCCACAGAAAAUUGCUGCAGAGCAAAAUUGUUUUGAAUUCUUUCAAAUUGUGGGUCAUUUUUCUCUGAGAGUAGGAAUGAUGCAUAGUAAUUUAUAACUGACUUGAAUAAGCAACAUCUCAAUGCUAACUAAACACACAGCCCUUUAAUUUUAGCUGAAGCAUCUUCAAAUAAUUGACAGAUUUUUGCUUAUAUUAAAAAAUGAUGAAGUAAUUGUAAACAAUUUUAGGAUUUCUUAUAGCUUAAUAUUACUGUUUCUAUAAUAGUGGCGCCACAAGCUUUAUCAUUAGAAUGUUCAGCAAUCGUCCUCCUGAAGGAUACUGUCAUGGCAGUGAUCUUGCUGCUCGUCUCCAGACCGCUCUUGAUGAAGAUGAUGCCUCUGAUGAUGAAGUCUUCUAUCCAAGCUCUAAAAGUUCUGAUGCAGACUCUCAAAGGGAGCCCCGUGGAGGUACUCCACCUUGUCUGUCUAAACCUUUCUCUGCUGUAACUCCUUCCAUGUGGCCUCAAGAUUUAACUUCCUUCACCUCACUGGAUCACCACAAGGACCCCAACCAUCAGCCUGAAUACCGAUUUGAUGAGUUUGGCUACAAAGUUGAAGAAGAAGACGGGCCUGAGCAGAGCAGCAGGAAAUUGCUCAGUCAGCCUCUCACCGAGGACCCUUUACACAAGUUAAGGUGGGCUGCUGAACUGAACCUAAGCUCAUGUGAUGGGGAGGGUGAGGUGUGCUGGGAUGCUGUGCCCGCAACACUGCCACGAACAGACAAACUCUGCUCCCUCGUCAGGCAGGGCGUGCCACACUCGUUCAGACCUCAGGUCUGGAUGCGGCUUGCAGGUUCCAUGAAAAAGAAGCGCUCGGCCAAGGUACGUUAUGAGGAACUCGUGUCAGCCUCCAGCAGCGACAUUCUCUCCACCAACCGACAGAUCGAGAAAGACCUUCUAAGGACCCUGCCCAGCAAUGCUUGUUUUUCUCAUGCGAAUGCAACAGGCGUGCCCAGGCUACGUCGCUUGCUGAGAGCCAUGGCUUGGUUCUUCCCUGACAUUGGCUACUGCCAGGGCAUGGGCAUGAUAGCUGCCAAUUUACUUCUUUUCCUCGAGGAAGAAGAUGCCUUUUGGCUGAUGUGCACAAUCGUCGAGGAUCUCUUGCCUGCUUCUUACUACAGCUCCACUCUCAUGGGUGUGCAGGCUGAUCAGCGUGUCCUACAGUCCCUGGUGUUGUCGUUCCUGCCGAACUUGGCGUCAGUGAUCGCCGAGCACGACAUCGAGUUGUCACUCAUCACGCUGCACUGGUUUGUGACGGUCUUUGCUUCAGUGCUGCAUGUUAAACUCCUCGUGCGUGCCUGGGACCUUUUCUUCUCUGAGGGAAGCGUUGUGCUCUUCAAACUUACCCUUGCAAUGCUCAAGAUCAAAGAGGCUGAGAUCAGAUCUCUGGACAAUUCUGCGGACAUUUUCAACGCUCUGUCGGACAUCCCACGCGAUUUAGAUGAUGCUGACUGCCUUAUUAAAAUGAUGGAGAGCGUAAGCAGCGGUGUGUGUGAGGUGAUGGUGGAGACCCAGCGUCGUCAACAACUGGCCGCCAUCAUGCAUGAGCACGGUACCCUCAUCAACCUUCAUCAUCCGCCCCAGCAUCUCCCCAAGCAGCACCUUAAUCGGCGGGAACUGAGCCACAGCGGCUCGUCCUGGCUGCUGGCGGGGCUGCUGGGCGACGCAGACGACGACGUGCGCACCAAGAACGUCAGGCAGACGGAGCUCAUGGUCGACCUGAGGGAGGCUGUGCUCCAGAUAGCUCGUCACUUCCAGAGCUUGGAGCCGUCGCUGUGCCAUGUUUCGCUGGUGCCGGACUACAGCCUCGCGUCGCAUAGCCGCGACCUGCCGCGCUUUAUGGCCACCGCCGCCGCCAGGAGGCGAAGAGCCAAGGCUUUGUUAGAUUUUGAACGUCAUGACCAGGACGAGCUUGGCUUCCGCAAGAACGACAUCAUCACAAUCAUCUCGGAGCGCGACGAGCACUGCUGGGUGGGCGAACUCAACGGCCUCCGAGGUUGGUUCCCGGCGAAAUUCGUAACGGUACUGGACGAGCGCAGCAAGCAGUACAGCGUCGCUGGGGACGACUCGGUCACGUCCCACGUCACCGACCUCGUGCGGGGCGGCCUCUGUUCGGCCAUUAAAGCUCUUCUCCUGCACGGCAUGAGGAGGUCUCCUCUCUUGGGCGGGGGUGUCUGGCAUCCAUGGCUGUUCUUGGAAGAAGCAGCUAACCGCGAAGUAGCGCCCGACUUCCCGUCCGUGUACUCACGGCUGGUUUUGUGCCGCACGUUCCGGCUGGACCAGGACGCUAAGGUCCUGCAGCCUGAGGAGCUUCUCUACCGCUGCAUCGAGGCCGUCAACGCGAGCCAUAACGCCGCGCACGCUCAGAUGGACGUCAAGUUGAGGUCCCUCGUCUGCAUGGGCCUCAAUGAACAGGUACUGCACCUCUGGCUAGAGUGCGUGUGCUCGCAGUCUGCCGUGGUCGAGAAGUGGUAUCAGCCUUGGUCGUUCAUGCGUUCCCCAGGAUGGGUUCAAAUCAAGUGCGAGCUCAGGGUGCUUGCAGCGUUCCCUUUCAACCUCAACCCUGAGUGGGAACUGCCACAACCGCGACGGUCAACUGAAGACAUGACAGGGUCCCGCAUCAGUGUGCUAGGGAGCGGUGCCGUGAGCAGACGUUCGUUCCGACGCAGCAGCAGCACCAACAGCCUCUCGAGUACCUUCGACUACUCAUCAGCUGGAGCGUCUAAGCAGCCACUGAGAGAGGGUGUCAGGGACAUGCUUGUGAAACAUCAUCUUUUCUCCUGGGAUUUGUAGUUGUGAGUCACCUAUCAACCUAUACUCAGUAUCUUGCAGAAUUUAUCUUAGAAAUUACCGAACAAUAGAUCGCAUCCAAAGUCACGGGUAUUAUUUGAUUUGAAGACUUUUUGAUAUAGUAUAAACAAAAGACAGUCGAACAACCGUUCCCUUCCUUAAUUUCAUUCAAUCCGUCCAGUUUUUAUUUCUCAGCCUAUGAUGCCCAUUCCUCUAUAGCUUCUGCCUCUUCUCGUCGGUGUUACUCCAGGGAAAGUCCACGUUAUAAUUUGAGUUGCCAUAACGGUCGAGUAUUUUGCGAGAAGAAACUUGAGUCGAUUCAAGUUGAAUAUAUAUUGUAUGAGCUCUCCUACGAUGGAACUUGUCAGCACUCUUGUGAUUAGAUAAACAUAUAUCGCGUCAUUUGACCAGUCAGUGGCCGCCCGGGUUUUUUAAAAUUAUAUAUUAUUUAAUCUAAUUUUAAAUGCCGGUAUUGCAAGUUGGUUGUCUAUUAAGACUUAUUCUCUGCCUAUUACCAAUCAGAUCACAGCCAUUAGAAGUUAUCUCUAAAUCUGAGUGUUUCGUAUUGCUAGCGGUUUAUUCCUGGAUUCUUUCGUUGUUGCUCUCGUAUUACGCGUUUUCGCUUAAUGGAACAACGGGUAAUUCCUCAAAUAUAUUUGCAUAGUCGAUAAGUUUCCGUGUAGAUAUAUGCUUAUGGGCACGGAACAUGUAUUAAUGUGCAACAAAUGCUAGUCAAAUGCUUUCAUUGCGUAAUAAACAGUCAAGUUCGAACGCAAUAUGUAGUUGAGGUAGAUGCAAGAUUCCUCUCUUGCCAAGCGUUGUGUGUGCAAUUUUAUUUUAGCCGAUCUUUGUGCAGGUAUAUUUUAUUGUGUGUC
This is a messenger RNA of Hyalella azteca, 3706 nucleotides long. RefSeq names its product small G protein signaling modulator 3 homolog. Bases 294 to 2834 code for a protein of 846 amino acids. Lineage: Eukaryota; Metazoa; Arthropoda; Malacostraca; Amphipoda; Hyalellidae. Gene Ontology annotation, molecular function: protein binding. The transcript has 16 exons. The record is from RefSeq and is a predicted model, not a curated record.